GACAGUUAUGAAAGAAAGAGAAAGUAGAUUCUGACAUUGUUGAACAGAGCUGAGACGCCAUUACAGGGUGUGAGAUUAGCUGCUGGAAAACACACAUUUGGAUUAUUUUAAACAAUCAAGUGAAGAGACAGUGACUUGGUGAGUCUUGCUGCUGAAAUAUAAUCAAGAGAGAAGGAGAUGGCUGAGAAAGUUGCUCUUGUUGAAAGUUUCCUGAGUUGCCACGUUUGUUCAGAGACUUUCAGAGAUCCUGUGUCUCUGAGCUGCAGCCACAGCUUCUGUUCAAGCUGCCUGCAACAAUUCUGGAAACAAGCUAAAAACAAAAACUGUCCCAUUUGUAAAAGAAAAUCUUCAAAGGAUCAUCCAUUUGUUAAUUUUACACUGAAGGAACUGGCUGAUUCCUUUGCUGGGAGACAGAAAGCUGAAUCACCUGUGACAGAAAAAACAGAACAGAAGGUGGAGGUGGUGUGUAGUAAACAUCAAGAAGAGCCUAAAAUGUUCUGUAAAGAUGAAGAUAGAGCUGUGUGUCCUGUCUGUGAGUUUUCUCUUCACCAUGGUCACAAGGUGGUUCCUGUAGAACAAGCAGUCAGUGACCUGAAGGAGCAGCUGAAAUCUGACUUAAAGUCUCUACAGGACAAGAGGAACAAAUACAAACAAGUGGAGGAAACAUACAAUGAUGUGAUUCAACACUCCAAGAAGCAGCUGUUGUCCACAGAGAAGCAGAUCAGAGCAGAGUUCAACAAGCUCCACCAGUUCCUGAAAGAGGAAGAGGAGUCCAGACUGGCAGCUCUGAGGGAGGAAGAGGAGCAGAAGUGGAAGACUAUGAGCAGAGAGAUGAAGAUGAUUCAGGAGCAGAUCUCCUCUCUGUCAGACAGUAUCUGUGCUGUUGAAGAAGAGCUGCAGAAACACAAGGUGGCGUUCCUCAGCAGUUAUAAAGCCACUCAGACCAGAGCCAGAGCCCAGAGCUCACUGUCAGAUCCACAGCUGGUCUCAGGAGCUCUGAUAGAUGUGGCCAAACACCUGGGCAACCUGUCCUUCAGAGUCUGGGAGAAGAUGAAGGACAAGGUCCACUUCAGUCCUGUCAUUCUGGACCCAAACACUACAUACCGAUGGCUUCAUCUGUCUGAUGAUCUGACCAGUGUGAGACGUGGAGACACAAAGAAGCAGCUCCCUGACAAUCCAGAGAGAUGCACUUUCUAUGCAGAUGUUCUGGGCUCUGAGGGCUUCAGCUCAGGGAAACACAGCUGGGAGGUGGUGGUGGGAGACCAUCCUGACUGGAAUGUGGGUUUGGCUAAAGAGUCAGUUGACAGGAAGGGAAAAAUAUUUGUUUCACCAGAAUAUGGAGUCUGGUGUUUAUUACAUCGCAGUGGAAAAUACACUAAUGGUGUUGGUAAGACUCUCACAGUGAAGAAGAGUCUCCAGAGGAUCAGAGUCCAGCUGGACUAUGACAGGGGGGAGGUGUCCUUCUACAACCCUGAAGACAAGACUCACAUCUACACUCACAGAGACACUUUCACUGAGAAACUCUUCCCAUAUUUCAGUCUUGGAAAGGCUGGUGAUGCUAAAACCACUGAUAUCAAAAUCAGUCAAACUGAGAUUUCUCUGUGAUGUUCAGGGAUGUUUUUCUAUCAUGAUGGUUUGAGGUUUAUUAAACUGCAAAUACAUGAAAAUCAUUUAGUUAUAUUUCUGUUUUCUUUCAUUCAGAUUUAUUCAUGAUGGUAACUCCUGCUGUUGAUUUUCUGUUGAUGCUGCUUUCUCAGCUUUUAAAGAAUAGAUUUAGUUUGUAGGUUUGUGUCACUUCUUAAAAUAAAGAUUAAUAUCCAAGAAAAUGUGACGACAAAAUCCUGAAACAGUUUCACAUCAUCAGGAGACAAAGUUUACAAAUCAAAGCUGUUGAUUAUCCUGGUUCUCAGCAUCUUGUUUUGAGUCAAACAACAUUGUAUAGUAGUAUAUAUCCACUGUACUGAAUGCUUUGAUUGUUUCAGUUUUGUGACAGUUUGUUCAUCAUCAGGUUUAGUUUUUGAUGAGUUUGAUGAGUUUGAUGAGUUUUGGAUCUGUUGUUUUAUUCUUUGGAAACAGGUGUUUUAAGAGAGUUUGAUUUGAAUGAAGUGUUUAAUCACAGUGCUUCUGCAAACUUUGUCAUGUUUGUUCUGUAUAUGUGAUCAAUAACAUGAUUGAUAAAUGACAAUGUCCAGUUGAUGAUUAUCAGCUUUAAGUGAAUAAAAUGUAACAUCCAGUGGAAGCUACUUGACAUGAUGUGUCAUUAAAUCAGCAGCAGUUUUUAUUCUGAAUUUAUUUCACACAGAAAAGGAGAUUUACUUCAUGAGCUUGUUUCUAUUUAAUGCAGUUUUCAGGGACAACGUGUUCACACGAGCAUCAUGUCAACAUUACUGACUAUAUCCAUACAGUAUGUGGACGUAUGGACACAUGUUUCUUUCUGUGAGCGUCACAAGAUGGAGACAAAGUUCACAUUUUGUUCACAGUCUGUUAUGGUUAGGCUGUUCCAACCUUCCUUCCCUUUUUGUUUUCCUCUGUUUUUUAACUCUCCUUAUGUCAGAGUAGUUGUGUGUGUCCUGCAGGGCGUGGCUUCCUGGUUCCUGCUCCCGCCCAUUCUCCUGCACACCUGCUGCUCAUCACCUGAUUAACACCUCAACCUGCUGCAGCAUAAAACCUCCAGCUCAGUCCUCCACUCUUCACCAGUUUGUUCAGUCGGCUCCAGUGGUAACUCUACAGCUGAGCUCUCAGUUUUUUCUCUUGCUGAUGAAUUAGUCCAGCUGGAUCAAAUGAACACAGUGCAGUGCAGAUAUAUGAGCAGAAAAUGUUUCCUUCUACAGAGUCAGUCAGCCUGUUGAAAUGUUCAGUCCUCACUAAACUAAAAUACCACAAACUU
This is a messenger RNA of Lates calcarifer (barramundi perch), 2887 nucleotides long. RefSeq names its product nuclear factor 7, brain-like. The transcript has a single exon. Gene Ontology annotation, molecular function: protein binding; zinc ion binding. NCBI's taxonomy places the organism in Eukaryota, Metazoa, Chordata, Actinopteri, Centropomidae. The record is from RefSeq and is a predicted model, not a curated record. The coding region runs from base 178 to 1605 and encodes 475 amino acids.